Harpegnathos saltator (Jerdon's jumping ant) is the source of this 2056-nucleotide messenger RNA. Its product is annotated as KIF1-binding protein. NCBI's taxonomy places the organism in Eukaryota, Metazoa, Arthropoda, Insecta, Hymenoptera, Formicidae. Gene Ontology annotation, molecular function: protein binding. The transcript has 3 exons. The record is from RefSeq and is a predicted model, not a curated record. Bases 354 to 1940 code for a protein of 528 amino acids.
UACACGCAGCGUUUUGGUCCUCUAAUCAUUAAUUGAAAUUAUACUGCAAUUUAUUCUAGUAUAAUUUGUUAACGUUCAGUUUACCAUUCGACCUUCUCGUUUGGCCGGCAGUUCUUGAUGUUUCUAGUUUGCCUAUUUACUUUGUAUUCAAACCAACGGUAUUCAACUCAACGGCAGGUCAGGCUUUCUAUUUUCAAAUAGUGAAACGAAUAUUUAGCGUAUCUUGCAUGUAAACGUAGACCACAAUUUGCACAUUGUAGAAAGUCACACACCACGUCAGUUCCAUAACUUGGCAAGAAUAGAGAAUUCUCCUUAUAUUGGUGUAUCGGUCGACGACACAUUCCUUGAGGAAGAUGUCCAGAAAAGACACAUGCAAACCAAAACACAAUUCAGUUACGAAUGCGGAGUUGGCCGCGAGCCCCGAAAGAUCCAAGGACGCGAUGAACUUUAGCAAGAGACUUCUCGCACUGUGCAAAGUAUCCUACACAUACGUAUUUCGAGAGACAAAACACUUUGACAAGAAGCAGUUCAAAGUAUUGGAAUCAGAAGCCACCGAAUUAUUGCACAAAGUAACGAACUCAGAAAAUACAGAAUUAGAUGAUAUCAUAAUUCUCGCGCAAAUUUACUACAAUAUAUGUGAGAUACAUAUUGAGUCAGAUGCGAAAAGAAAGCAACGUAUGGUCGCAAAGAACGUUCAACAUUGUUUGACCUUGCUGACGAAUAAAGAGCUGAAUUGCAAGUCUAUUUUGUUAGCUGUAAAUGCGAAUAAUAUUUUGGGCUAUAUUUAUUGGAGACAAGAGAAGACAGAAGAAGCUAUACAAAUAUAUGAUAAAGCUGUGAAAUUAUAUUUGGCAUAUAUGCAGAAGAAGGACGAGUACGGUACACCAAUUGACCUUCGACAUAUUGUUACUACGUCAUGUGGAAAGGAAUGUGGUUACACGAAGCUGUCAAAUACAUAUAUACUUCUCCUACGUGCCUUGGUGAGUCUACAUACAACGACGAAGCCGACAGAUAAUGAAGAUUUAAUCACAUGCAAUCAUAUGCUCUUGACUGCCGAAUUCAAUAAAUCACCGGAAGCUAAGGAUCAUUUCGAGUGGAUCAAAACAGCAAUGUCCUCGUGCAAUUAUUUCUUGGUGCAUGACCGCUUCAUAGAAGCGAAACAUUACCUUAAUAUUGCGACUUUUGUGAAAAAUAAUUUUAUUGAGAAAAAUUGUCAGAAUGAUCCCAGCAAACCAAGAUUGUCCUCGAAAGUAUUGUCUAUAUGGAAAAGUACGUUCAAGUUACUUCUAAUACACUGGGCGAAAUAUGGGAUUGCUCUUUUGCGUGUGACGGCCCAACGAUCGCAGCGGUUGGAGAAGAACGAAGAUUUGAAGACGGACUACACCGAGCCGCAAUCUCCAGCAGAGUCUCCAGAGCGUGCAUCGCGGAAAUUAUUGUUAUUUACUGAAAUAGGAGAGAAGUUUUCAAUCCCAAGUGAGAAUAUACCGUUUACGUUCAAUCACAUCUCAAGUUACGCUGACGCUAAGGAAAUAUUCUUGUUCGUUAUAAGGUUACUGUGCGAUGAAAAUGUAAAUUCUUGUCCCGAGGAAGACACGGAAACAUAUGUAACAGUUGUAACGAGCACUUGUAAUGCAUACAAAUAUAUGGCAUAUUAUGAAAAGGACAAAUGCGACAAGAUAUUGUUACAUAAGCGACGAGCAGAACUCUUAACGACAGCUAUAACGUCAAUACCUGAAACGUAUGAGAACUUAAUGAAAUAUUUAGAACUUCAACUGUUAAUUGUUCAGACAACUAUGAUGGACAUAAAUAUUCGAUAUUCGAAGAAAUGUGAAGCAAUAUUCGGAACGUAUGCACAAGGAACAAAUAAUGAAGCUUUUAUUGAAAUUGACAAAAUGUUAAUGUAUGGUUUAUCAAUUUUACAAAAAUAUAUUGCCAAUUAAAUUAAUUAAUAGCCACCACAAAUAAAUGUGUAUUUAAUAGUAAACCAAGUUCCUUAUUAGUUUCGUAUUGGCAAAAAUAUACACAAUGAUCUCCUCGAUCGUCACGUUAAAAAUGG